AUGGCAUAUGCAGUUGCAGUAUUUGGGGUGAAAUCCUUCAUUUAUGGAAUAGUAGCUGAAAACAAAAAGUUACAGCCUCCAUCUGGAAAUCCACAAAUUUCCACAGGAGGUGAUCACAUUAUUUGCAAGUAUCCAUCCGACCCAACUGUUGUUCUAGGCUUCUUAUCUGUUGCAUCACUUGCUGUAUCAGUGCUGGUUGGACACUUUUCUGUUUUUUAUCCUUACAAUGGAAAAUCUGUUCCUCGUUAUGUUUUCUUCCGAAGCAUGACAUUCUUCGUAUUCUUCCUAGUCACUUCUUAUUUAAGGCUGUUGUUUGUAAAUGGAACCAGGGCACUCUCCAUGUUGGCUGCAGGGAUGUUAUUUUGGGUGACGAUCACUGAGCUCCUUCAUUUAGCUGACAAUGUUCAUCAAGACAUGAACACAACAUGCCCCACUGCCCAGAGCGGUCUCUUUGGUGGUGCUGCGUUCCUAGCCCUGAGUGCUUCUCUCUUCUGGUUGAUCUGCCUCAUGCUAGCUGAUGAUGUCAGAACAGAGUACUUUGAGGAACAAGAGGACCGGCAAGCUGAGGCUUUCACAACAGACUAUUACGCCAAGCAGCAAGGCGAGGUUUGA
This is a messenger RNA of Theobroma cacao (cacao), 612 nucleotides long. Lineage: Eukaryota; Viridiplantae; Streptophyta; Magnoliopsida; Malvales; Malvaceae. The record is from RefSeq and is a predicted model, not a curated record.